This is a messenger RNA of Cataglyphis hispanica, 1482 nucleotides long. RefSeq names its product LETM1 domain-containing protein 1. NCBI's taxonomy places the organism in Eukaryota, Metazoa, Arthropoda, Insecta, Hymenoptera, Formicidae. Gene Ontology annotation, cellular component: mitochondrial inner membrane. The record is from RefSeq and is a predicted model, not a curated record. Gene Ontology annotation, biological process: intracellular monoatomic cation homeostasis. The transcript is spliced from 3 exons. The coding region runs from base 202 to 1254 and encodes 350 amino acids. Gene Ontology annotation, molecular function: ribosome binding.
UUAAAAUAUAAAAUAUAAAGAUUAUUAUUACGAAAAACAACAUCAGUUUCAAGAAUUUUCUUAAAAUAAUCGCUGAAAAUAUUCGAAAAUUCGAGAAAUAUACAGAUACAGAUCCUUUCAGAUCAGCUGAUCAGCUGAUCGCGAAGCCGACCGUAAUACAGUGCUGGUUUAAUUUAAUCUAGCGGUGAUUCAGUCUCAAAAAUGUACAAAAUCAUAUCUAAGAUAUUUGUGCGAGAGAGCGUGAAUGCGUUGGAACCUUUGAAACGCACCCCGAUACAACGGAGCUUCGUGAAAGCGGUAAAGAGAGCGGAAGAGCCUGGCAAAAUGGCUAACCUGAAAAAGUAUUGGUUUGACAAAUACAUGAAUUACAUCAAGAACUAUGAGCGCACGCUUGAACAGAAAUUUCCGCGCACGAUCCAGAUGUACCGCGUAUUCAGCGUCGGCAGCAAAGACGUGUACACGGAUGUGAAAAGGUUUGUCUUCGCGAUAAAGAAACAAGGGUCGAACGGCAUAGAUAGCUUAACGCGGGAGGAGCUGCAGUUGAUGUACACGAUGCCAAAAGACCUGCGAAAACUGUUGCCGUUGUUUUUGCUGACGGCUAUUCCGUUUACGAAUUACAUUAUUUUUCCCCUAGCCAUUUACUUUCCGCGCUAUCUAUUGACAUCACACUAUUGGACGCUGCAGCAGAAGUUAGACUUCAUGCUAUCUGAUCACAAGAACCGACUCAGGCACAAUAGGCCAUUAUUCAGAUGCAUGCAGGCAGAACUCAAGACCAUCAAAGAUCAAACACUCAGGAUAAAGUGGCGAGAUGUUAUAGCUUGUCUGGGAAGCGGUACACAUCCAACCACCAAGGAUAUUAUAGCCUGUUCUGAACUCUUCUCAGGUCCACCGUAUUCCCUCAAUUCUCUAAAGAGGAGACAUCUGAAAGAAUUAUUAGCAAUACAUGGUAUGUCUGUGUGGAAGCCUUUCAAGAGAAAAAGAUUGAUGGAAAGGGGUAUGUUAAUAUUGCGAAUGGAUCGUGCUAUUGUAAGAGAAGAAGGAGUAAAAGCAAUGUCUAAUGAAGCAAUGCGAUGGGCUCUAUCCUUUAGAGGCGUAAACCCUGCAAAUAUGUCUAUAGAAAAUAUGAGAAGUUGGCUUGAUCAAUGGUUAACAGUAUCAGCAUGUAUUGAUAAAAAUAAUUUAUCUUUGUUAUUACAUAGUCCAAUUUUAUUAGCUUAUAACCAUACAACAAAUUGGAUCCUUAUAUAUAAUUAAAAAAAUAAAAAAAGAUUUCUUCGUUUUUACGAAAUUUUGGACUAUUUAUUUUAAUAAUAUUAAUUUUCACAAAAAUUUGCUUUGAAAUUUCUAGUUAAUUCAGCAAUCAUUUUUUCUUUAAAAAAUAUUUUUCAUGUAUUAUUAAAUUAUUAAAAAGAUAAUAUGUUGUCCUUUUUCUUAUGAAUACGCAGAUAAAUAUAAUUUUUUGUGUUAUUUUGUAAGUAAUAU